This is a messenger RNA of Castor canadensis (American beaver), 1754 nucleotides long. It is a transcript of the gene Gsdme, whose product is annotated as gasdermin E. The record is from RefSeq and is a predicted model, not a curated record. Gene Ontology annotation, cellular component: cytoplasm. Gene Ontology annotation, biological process: programmed cell death. Lineage: Eukaryota; Metazoa; Chordata; Mammalia; Rodentia; Castoridae.
GGGUGGAACCGAACAAAGGUCCCAGCGAUCCCUCCCUCCUCGCUCCCGGCUGCCCAAGCGCCAGCCCAGGCCCAGCGUGCGCGGGGUUCCUCCGACCCGGCGGGCGCCGGCGGGAGCGCGCGGCUUUGGGGACCGAGCGGCGCGCGCGGGUAAUCUGGAGCCCUCAAAAUGUUUGCAAAAGCAACAAGGAAUUUUCUGAAAGAAGUUGAUGCUGGUGGUAACCUGAUUUCAGUAUCAAACUUGAAUGACUCAGAUAAGUUACAACUUCUAAGUCUGGUGACCAAGAAGAAGAGAUACUGGUGCUGGCAGAGGCCCAAGUACCAGUUUUUGUCUGUCACCCUGGGAGAUGUACUUGUAGAAGACCAAUCAGUGAGCCCAGUGGUCGUGGAGUCGGACUUCGUGAAAUACGAGGGCAAGUUUGCAAACCACGUGAGUGGAGCCAUUGAGACGGUCCUGGGCAAGGUCAAGCUGAACAUUGGAGGCAAAGGCGUGAUGGAGAGCCAGUCUUCCUUUGGAACCCUGAGGAAGCAGGAGGUGGACCUGCAGCAGCUCAUCAGGGACUCCAUAGAGAGGAGGAUAAAUCUGAAGGGCCCCUUGCUGCAGCAGGUGCUGGAGAGGAGGAAUGAGGUCUUGUGUGUGCUGACGCAGAAGAUCGUGACCACACAGAAGUGUGUGAUAUCUGAGCACGUUCAGAUCGAGGAGAAGUGUGGUGGCAUGGUGGGGAUUCAAACCAAGAUCGUGCAGGUGUCAGCGAUGGAGAAUGGGAAUGUCAUCCAGGACUCUAGCGUGGUGUUGGAGAUCCCAGCUGCCACUACCAUCGCCUACGGCAUCAUCGAGUUAUACGUGAAACAGGAUGGGCAGUUUGAGUUCUGCCUCCUCCAAGAGAAGCAUGGUGGCUUUGAGCAUGAAAGCAGAGUCAAUUUUGUCUUCCCGGACCCCCUGGCCUAUCGAGACUUUGCGUUCAUGGAUGUGCCGGAUGGUGGUGAGCACAAGACAUCUUCCAAGGAUGGGCUGCUACAUAUUUUAAAACAAGUGACCCUGCUGGAGAGGAAUUUCCAUCCCUUCACGGAACUGUCUGAGCAGCAGCAGGUGGCUUUGCACCACCUCCUGCAGGUGGUCCUGUUCGAUGAGGAAUUCCUUGUGGCCCUGGAGCAAGUGUGUGACGACAUGCUUGGUGGCCUCUGGUCCCCACAGGCCACACUGGUGAUGGGUGAGCUGAAGCCCCCUCAGCUUCAGGACCUGACUGCCUUUCUGCAGCUAGUGGGGUGCACGGUGCAGGGUGAGCAUCCUGGCCCUCAGGAUGAGGUCAGCAACCAGAAGCUCUUUGCAACAGCCUACUUCCUGGUCAGUGCCCUAUCAGAAAUGCCAGAUAAUGCCACAGCUCUUCUGGGCACUUGCUGCAAACUCCAGAUUAUUCCCACCCUGUGCUACUUGCUCCACACUCUGUCUGACAACGGGGUCUCUGACCUGGAAGACCCAGUCUUGGCUCCCCUGAAAGACACUGAGAAGUUUGGGAUUGUGCAGUGUUUGUUUGCCUCUUGUGAUAUCAGCUUGGAGAGACUGCAGUCAUCUGUGAAAGCUGUCAUAUUGUCGGAUUCUCACAUCUUCCCACUGAUUCUUUCUAUUACUCUGAGUGGACUCCAUGCACUAGGCAGAGAACAUCAGUAAUGUCAUUUGUCAGUCAGAAGUACGUUAUUGGCUAAGGCUGGGCGUUUUUCAAAACUGUUAAGAUACUACUUUGGGAUUUAGUCCAA